Messenger RNA from Fomitiporia mediterranea MF3/22, 2203 nucleotides. Its product is annotated as pali-domain-containing protein. The record is from RefSeq and is a predicted model, not a curated record. The coding region runs from base 16 to 1935 and encodes 639 amino acids. The transcript is spliced from 2 exons. Gene Ontology annotation, cellular component: growing cell tip; cell division site; plasma membrane. NCBI's taxonomy places the organism in Eukaryota, Fungi, Basidiomycota, Agaricomycetes, Hymenochaetales, Hymenochaetaceae.
GCCGACGUCGCCACCAUGAUAUUCCGUCCAGCGACGCCCGGCUUCAUCGUCACCCUCAUCGCAACGAUCCUCCUCGCCAUCGUCUCCUUUAACGUCCCCAUCAUCAAAUCCGUCUCCUUUCUCCAGGCUUCACUCACAGUUGACAACGUCAACGGCACGAUCUCACUUGGCACUUUGGGUUAUUGUAUAGACCUUGCAACGAAUGGUACGACCUGUUCGAAGCCCAGUGUCGGGUAUGCAUUCGACGCGAAUGCGUUGUUGGGCGACAACAUCAAGUUCGCACAAAUCCCGACUGUCGUCGUCAAGUGGAUCACCUACGCGCUUUUCUUGCACGUCAUCGCUCUCUGUGCAGCAGCCAUCUCAGCAUUCUUUGGGUUGCUGGCACAUGUACGUGAGAUGAGUAUGACGUGUUGCUCGAGUUGUAUUAGCGGGUUUGCAGCUGUCAUCGCGCUUGUUGCGUUCAUCUUUGAUUUGGUGUUGUUCUUCAUCGUGAAAGCGCGUGUGAAGAGUCUUGAUGGAACUGCGACUUUUGGGAGUGCGGUUUGGUUGACUUUGGCUGCGUGGAUACUCUUGUUCUUUAGUGGAUGUGUGUAUGCUUGUGGGAGGUGUUGUGUGCGACGGAGGCCAAGGGGAUCAGAUGGGCGCAUGGACAAUUCGUGGAUGGGACGAUUUGCUGCGAACAACCCUACUGCGGACCAUGCAGAGCAGAUGCGUCUGGAUGCUGUGAAAGCUGAGGCUGACAGGAAGGCAAGACAGAAGAACGAGAUUGGGCUCCCGGCGUUCCCGGAACAUGCGGACGUUGUACGUCCACUCAAACAGAUGGACGAUGGGUCUGAAGAUGAUAUGGCUUCUCCUUAUCGUGACCAGACGACUACUGCAGCUGCUGUUGGACGUCCGAUGGGUGCGAGAAGGCAAGGUAGUGCGAGUACGGCUGGACAAGGGUAUAGGGGCGGGUACGCUCAAGCUGCACCUGGUACGCGCGCUGUCGAUGAGUACUAUACGCCGUCGUCGCCUACACGCUCGAGUGCUGCCGGAAGCACGGGAUACCCACCGACGAGAAGGUACUCUGGUGCAUCGAGCAAUCCGCAGUCGGUGUAUCACUCCGCAGCGCCUGGUGCUGCGGCUGCUGGAGUAGCUGCUGGUGCCACAGCGGGAUACCUCGCCGCUGACAACCAGAAUGCACACGGACGCCAUCCGAGUGCAGCGGCGUAUGGGCAUACGAAUAGUGGAACUACAUAUCAUACAGCAGCUUCUUCACAACACCAACAAUACCCUUCAGCCUACUCACAGUACGACGCGUAUUCACACCCUCAACAAGCAACUGCGUAUAGCACCGACGCCUAUAAUAAUCAAGCUACUGUUGGUGCAUACGGACACAGCACAUCUCCACCCCCUCGUCAACCUUCCCAACCAUACGCAGACCCGUACUACCAUAGUUCGACUCCGCCACUACCUCAGACAACAGCGACUGCAUAUGGCGAUUACUCGUCGAAUGCUUAUAAUUCUGCGGCGUAUGGGACGAGUGACCCAUACAACUCCUCGAGUAAUGCGUACGGGAACGUUGGAGCUGCAGCUGCAACUACGGCAGCGGCAGUGGGGAGCUCCUACCAAUCUCCCUACCACCAACAAAGCCAACACACACAAGAUAGGAGUUAUACACUUGGAGGAGGGGGGUAUGGUGUGAACACCGUACCUGAAGAGUCUACUUCGCCGACUGCGUAUGGAGCACCGGUGGUGUCGACUUCGCCGCCUCCUAUGCCUACUGCUUCUACCGGGCUUGGAGCGGUGGGUGUAGGGAGGACGAGGAGUCCCCAAGGACAGGGGUUGGGGCAGACGCAUGAGGGAUCGUAUGACGAUAGUCCACCGGGUUAUGAAUCGAACGCUGUGCAUUCUGUGCACGUACCGGAUUGGAACUCGAAGAGUGGGAUGCGAUGAUGAUGUUCGAGUUUGAUUUCGACCCCUUCGUACGCUUCGGAGCAUCUAGAUGGAUGCAAAAGACGAUUACUUGUUUGCUUGCUUGUUCGUUUUUUUCUUUUCUUUAAUUAUCAACUCCCAAUCCUGUCUUUGUCUUUGUCUUUGUCUUUGUCAUGAGAUGACAUGUGAUGAUGAACUCUUUUCCCUUCCUGUAUUUACAGCAUCAUAACCUCAACACCAACGCCAACGCAUACCCUCCAUCCUUCCACCUAUCUUCCACCCCUCACCC